AUGAUUUAAAAAAUUGAUCAAUUAUUGAUUGAAUUAUAGGAAGAGACAAGUAAUAACAUUACAUUAGGUAACGCUCUCAUCCUUUUUCGUAAAGGUUUACAUUCAAAUUCUCAUUUUGAAUAAGCAGAGUGUUACACAAAAACAAUAAUACUUCUAACUUCUCUUGGAAAAGUUAACAAGAAUAUAGAAAAAUUUUUAGAUAAAUGUUAAUAAUGUUUAGAUUAAUGCUAAAUGAAUCCUUAUAGAUUAAAUGAUUGUAAAAUUACUCUAAAUGAAUCUCUUGAAUAAAUUCAUCAUAUUGAUAAAUUAGAAAAUAAGGUGAGUAAUAAAAAUAUUGUAGGUGAGUUUUUUAAUCAAAAGAUGGAAUAUAUUACUUGUAAAGGGAGGACUUAUUACAUAAUAUGUAAUGUUUAAACCAAAAAUAUUUAUUUCAGAACCGGAGCAUAAAUACAAGGCAGCUCUAUUCAAAAAUGCUGUUGCUGCAAUUGAUAAAGUGUGUCAUAUUAAUAUCUAUAGAUGACAGUUUUAUAUAAAUUUACACCAGAGGCAGAAAUAGGAUCGUUAUCUUAAGAGUUGAAGGAACAAUUCAUGCUUGUUUAUAAGGAUUACUUAAAACAAAAAAGUAAGGUUAAUGAUGAUUUAUUGUACUGGUUACAGAUGUUUUUUAAAAGCGCAUUCUCCUUAAAUGAAUUGAUUAUAGAAAGAAGUUCGAGAAUAGACAAACAAACAAAAUUAUAGAUUUAUAAUUAUUUAUAAAAGCUUAUGGAAAUAUGUUUAUUAGAGAUCAUCUAAUAAAUUAAGAACAAUUUAAAAAAAGUAAAAGUAUCUCAGCCAUCCUGA
Messenger RNA from Paramecium sonneborni, 840 nucleotides. Lineage: Eukaryota; Ciliophora; Oligohymenophorea; Peniculida; Parameciidae. The record is from the annotation of a GenBank genome assembly.